CUGUAAUACAAGUAGGUAUAUACAGUAUCACCGGUAACAAUUGUGUACAAGCCACCUAGCUAAUAAAAUACUGGGGCUUGCGGUCAUUAGUUACAUUUCAACCACAGCGAUUCCCCAAUUGAGGCGCAACAGAGUUCACCCGCAAAUGCAGGAACACCGGAAAUAAUAACUAAACCAACGAAUGAGAAAUGGUGGAGGCUACCAGAACGAAGAGACAUUUUAUCCGAAUAAACGUGAAGAAGAGGUCUGCUGGACGGAGAAAGAAGCUCUGGGGCUGAACAUUGUCGUGAAAGAGGAGAAGGAAGAGGAGGAUGUCACAGUAAAACAAGAGGUAGAGGGUGAGGCUGUUACAGUGAAAGAAGAAGAGAAAGACGUUACAGUGAAAGAAGAGGAAGACUCGUUCAGAGUGAAAGAGGAGGAGGAUGUUACAGUAAAAGAAGAGGAGGAAGAGAAAGAGGAGGAUGCCAUUUUUGGAGUGAAGGAGGGAGAGAUAACUGUCACAUUGAAGGAAGAACAUGAGCAGGAGGAGGAGACAGGCGAUCUGAUUAACACCAGAGAGAGACCAGACUCUGACAGCGGGAAGAGUUCCUCAGAGGAAACAGACCCGGAGACGCCUAACCAACACCACUGCUCCCACUGUGGAAAGAGUUUUAGGUGGUUAGGGAGCCUGAAAAUGCAUGAGAGAAUACAUACAGGAGAAAAGCCCUACCACUGUUCCCACUGUGGAAAGAAUUUUACUCAGUUAGGGGCCCUGGUUGGGCAUGAGAGAACACACACAGGAGAGAAGCCUUAUCACUGCUCCCACUGUGGAAAGAGUUUUAGGUGGUUAUGGGUCCUGAAAAAGCAUGAGAGAAUACACACUGGAGAGAAGCCUUAUCACUGUUCUCACUGUGGAAAUAGUUUUAGGUGGUUGGUGAGCCUGAAAACGCAUGAGAGAAUACACACAGGAGAAAAGCCUUUUCAAUGUACCCAGUGUGAAAAGAGUUUUAGGUGGUCAGGGAGUUUGAAAAAGCAUGAGAGAAAACACACUGGAGAAAAGCCUUUCCAACAUACUAAUACACAGGAGGGGAAGACAUAUCACUGCUCUCAUUGUGAAAAGACAUUUUCCCAGUCAGAGGAUCUGAAAUCACACGAGAGAAUAGAGAGGCUGUGUUCUGACUUGUGUUUUUGACUGAGAAUUUGUCCACGGCCAAUAUUCACAGGGCCAGGAACACAUGAAAAAAAAUAAGCAGCGGACACUUCUGAACGUUUAUCCAACAGACCUGUACAUCCAUGAAUGGAUCUCUAUAAUGUGUAACUAUUUCUGAUCUAUGUAUUGUUUAAUUGUACGGUUUAUUUAUCUGUGGUUUUAUUUCAACAGAUUUUACUGAUGCUAUUAGAUUGCUGGGUGGGGGGGUUUAUAUAUACAGUGCCUUCAGAAAGUAUUCACGCCCCUUGACCUGCCCCACAUUUUGUUGUGUUACAGCCUGAAUUUCAAUUGGAUUCAAUACCCCAUAAUGUCAAAGUUUACAAAUGUAAUUAAAAGCCUAAUUAAGUUCAGGAGUAAAGAUUUAGCUGAAAAAGUCACAUGAUAAGUUGCAUGGACUCACUCUGUGUGCAAUAAUAGUGUUUAAUAUGAUUUCUGAAUGCAUACCUCAUCUCUGUACCCCAUACAUACAUUUAAUGAUCUGUAUAAUGCCCCUCAAUCGAGCAGUGAAUUUCAAACACAGAUUCAACCACUAAGACCAUGGAGGUUUUUCAACGCCUCGCAAAGUGGGGCACCAAUUGGUAGAUGGGAAGAAAGAAAGAAAAAACAGACAUUGAACAUCCCUUUGAGCAUUAUGGAGUUAUUAAUUACACUUUAGAUGGUGUAUCAAUAAACCCAGUCACUACAAAGA
Molecule: messenger RNA, 1877 nt
Organism: Oncorhynchus keta (chum salmon)
Lineage: Eukaryota; Metazoa; Chordata; Actinopteri; Salmoniformes; Salmonidae
Product: zinc finger protein 135-like
Exons: 3
Coding region: 182-1171 (329 amino acids)
Biological process (GO): regulation of transcription by RNA polymerase II
Cellular component (GO): PcG protein complex; transcription regulator complex
Molecular function (GO): DNA-binding transcription factor activity, RNA polymerase II-specific; RNA polymerase II cis-regulatory region sequence-specific DNA binding
Source: RefSeq, a predicted model, not a curated record